This is a messenger RNA of Pistacia vera, 1529 nucleotides long. Its product is annotated as pentatricopeptide repeat-containing protein At2g17033-like. The coding region runs from base 212 to 1462 and encodes 416 amino acids. The transcript is spliced from 2 exons. The record is from RefSeq and is a predicted model, not a curated record. Lineage: Eukaryota; Viridiplantae; Streptophyta; Magnoliopsida; Sapindales; Anacardiaceae. Gene Ontology annotation, molecular function: protein binding.
AUUCUUUGAAACGGGGGUUUGAUGGGGCUGUUUAUUAGGUUAAACACAUUAAAAAUGAGAUUUUAAUACGAAAAAAAAAUAUUUAUUCGUGUUACCAUAAUUUUAUCUACAUAUUUUAAAUAAAUAAAAACAGGAUUAACAUAAAUAAUGUGGGCCUAUUUUCCUUCCAUCUGAUCUGAGAUUGUGAGUGCGAUGUAAGAUAAAAGAAGUCAUGGGUAGUCUCCACGUCCGCAUUCCGCCGCCGUGGAACCACAACGUCCGGCGGCUCCACAACCAAGAGCCACAACAACCCUUGUGCCAUUUCCCAUCUGCAAGUUUAAGCAAGCAAGGCCAGCGGUUCCUCAGGUCUCUGGUAGUCACACGAGACUCCAAAACGGCCAACCGUUUGAUAAGUAAAUUUGUUGCAUCGUCUCCUCAGUUUAUAGCUCUCAACGCCCUCUCUCACCUCCUCUCUCCUCACUCCACUCACCCCCACCACCUCUCCUCUCUCGCUUUACCAUUGUACUUGAGAAUAACUGAAGAGUCAUGGUUUAAGUGGAAUCCGAAGCUAGUUGCUGAGCUCAUGGCGAUGUUAGUUAAACAGGGAAAGCAUGAAGAGACUGAGGCUUUAAUGUCUGAAAGGGUAGGAAAAUUGGAGUUUCGAGAGCGGGAACUGGUUGUUUUUUAUGGGAAUUUGAUUGAUUCUUACUGUAAAAAUGAUUUGAAAGGUGAGUUUCAUGAGAUUUGUGGUCGUUUGGGUGGGCUUAUAAGUGAUUCUUUUUCUGUUUAUGUAAAACGCCAUGGUUAUAAGUCGAUGGUUAGUGGUUUAUGUGAGAUGGGUCAGCCCCAUGAAGCUGAGAAUCGGGUUGAAGAGAUGAGAGUUGAAGGACUCAAGCCAACUGGGUUUGAGUUUAGGUGUCUUGUUUAUGGGUAUGGGAGAUUAGGUUUGUUUGAAGAAAUGGAGAGAUGUGUUAAGAAAAUGGAGAGUGAAGGGCUUGAGGUUGAUACAGUUUGUUCGAAUAUGGUUCUCUCUUCUUAUGGGGCUUGCAAUGAGCUUUCGAGAAUGGUUUCAAUGCUGCAAGACUUGAAUGAUUUUCCGGUUUCGAUAACAAAGUUGACAGGGAGUUUGAAUGGGGAUGAGGUUCAGUUGGUUGAAUCAUGUGUUUUGAAUGAGGCGAUGGAAUGGAAUUCCAUGGAAGUAAAGCUGGAUUUGCAUGGUAUGCACUUGGGUUCAGCCUACUUGAUAAUGUUGCAGUGGAUGGAGGAGAUGAGAUUCAGGUUUAGUGAUGGAAAUUAUGCGAUUCCAGCAGAGGUUACUGUGGUUUGUGGAUUAGGAAAACAUAGCAGUGUUAGAGGGGAAUCCCCAGUGAAAGCUAUGGUUAAAAAUAUGGUGAUUCGAACAAAUUGUCCACUGAGAAUUGAUAGGAAUAAUAUUGGUUGUUUUGUUGGCAAAGGGCAUGUUGUUAAAAACUGGUUAUGUUGAUCAAGAAAUGAUAUUGCUGUUAAGAAUUUGGUCUCAUAAAGGCUUUCAUUUAUAUAUUUGAUAAUGC